AUGGUUGAUAUGUCUGAUUUGACGGAUGGUGCUGCACGUGAAAUCGUUAUGGAUGAGAGUGUCUUCGGUAUUGAAUUCAAGUCACUUAUUACACUUGAUGACUUGGAGGAGAUUUUUAAGCAUGAUCAACUAGGCGUCAAUAACAUGCACUCAUACAUUCGGUUGUUGUAUGACAGAGUGUUGCGCGGGACUCCGUUGUCUAACAGAUUCCGUUUCGUGUCUUCCGCCCACUGCAGCGGAAUGGAAAUUGAUUCGGAACCGGAAUCAGUUAGACAGUGCUUAGUAGAUAGAUUCAUGUCCACCGGCAAUACAGAAUGUCUGCAUCUUUGGGCGUAUAAUACUCGACCAGUAGGAGCACACUGGUUGCUGCUUGCUAUCAACCCUAUAAGGGAAGUCGUGUAUUAUCUGAAUUCGGUAAAUGGUGAAUGGACCAAUUAUCCGGCCAUGAAGGACAUCGUUGAUUUAUCAAUACAAGUGUUCCGAAGUCAACGGGACGCACAGGUAUCCCGAACUAAAUCUAGCAACAUUACUUGGAUCCAAGGGGUGUAUAUUGUAGUUAAGGAGCAAUUCUAG
Molecule: messenger RNA, 573 nt
Organism: Vicia villosa (hairy vetch)
Lineage: Eukaryota; Viridiplantae; Streptophyta; Magnoliopsida; Fabales; Fabaceae
Exons: 5
Coding region: 1-573 (190 amino acids)
Source: RefSeq, a predicted model, not a curated record